AUGGCUGUCUUAGGAGAAUGGCCAAGGAAAGCCAUUAGGACGGGGCUAAAAUUAAAUACCACAAUGCCUCGCAAAUCUAAUAAGCAGAGAAAUCCUAGGCCUUCUGCCACAGAAAAUGGUGAUGAUAAUGCAAAUGCCCCUGCUCCACCGUCAUCUACCAUUGAAGAAGCCGUCAAAACAAAUGAGGCUGAAUUGCUCAAACAGCUUACGAAUGUCAUGCUUACCUCUCCUCGUAAUCUUCCUGGUUUAUCUGCAUCCAAGUCAUCAAAGAAAUCGAAAGAGGACUACAAGUUCUGGAAGACCCAGCCUGUCCCAGAUAUUGAUGAGGAAAUAACAGAGAAUGAACCUGUGGAGCCCGACAUUCCGGUGUCUCAGAUCAGAACGGAGAGUUACAGCCUCCCCGCCGAAUUCGUGUGGUGUGAUCUUGAUCUCAACAACUCUAAGGAGCUAGACGAACUGUUCACUCUCUUGAAUGAGAACUAUGUGGAGGAUGAUGAUCACAUUUUCCGGUUUUCAUACGCUCGUGAUUUCCUCAAAUGGACAAUGCAACCCCCAGGUUGGCGUCCAGAGUGGCAUGUGAGUGUCAGAGUUGCAAAGAAUAAAAAACUCGUCGGUUUCAUUGCCGGCAUGCCCUGUGAUAUACGUGUGUACAAUAAGACGAAGAAGAUGGUGGAAAUCAACUUUUUGUGUGUACACAAGCGCCUUCGAGACAAACGCAUGGCUCCAGUGCUGAUUCGCGAGAUAACACGACGUGUCAAUCUCCACGCUAUCUAUCAGGCCGUCUACACCAGCGGAGUUGUGCUUCCGCGACCUGUCGCUACUUGUAGGUACUGGCAUCGUCCGCUGAACCCACGGAAACUUGUGGACGUCGGCUUUUCCCACCUUACACGAACUAUGACCCUCCAUCGUGCCAUGAAACUCUAUCGUCUGCCCGACACCACGAGUCUACCCGGUUUUCGUCUCCUCGAGUCUCGUGAUCUGCCCGCUUGUCGUCAACUCCUCGCCACCUACUUGGAAUCUCGCUCACGCCUCCAUCCUGUCUUCUCGGAGGAAGAGUUCGCCCAUUGGUUCUUGCCCCGUGACGACGUCGUGCAUGCCUACGUGGUAGAGCGGGCUUCCGAUGGCGCCAUAACCGACAUGGUCUCCUUCUACUCUCUGCCCAGCUCGGUGAUGCAGCACCCAAGAUACAACCUUCUGCGUGCUGUCUACUCCUUCUAUAACGUAUCCACCGAAACUCCGUGGACGGUGCUCAUGAAGGAGGCUCUGAUUGUUGCCAAACAGCUCGGCUAUGACGUAUUCAAUGCUUUGGAUUUGCUGGACAAUGCAAGUUUCUUUGAAGACCUCAAAUUUGGCAUUGGAGACGGCAAUUUGCACUACUAUCUCUACAACUGGCGCUGUCCGGUACUCAAGCCUGAGGAGGUUCUACCUCAAGUGCUGAAAUGUGGGUACCGGGACGAGAGAGGAGUUGAAAGUCCUCCACGAUUGGAACCUGGCUCCAUCGUUAUGCUGCACCUGUGUCAGGAUGUAUCAGUGUCAAAAUCGAAGACGGCGGUGUCGCAAGGCCGAAGCGGCGCGUGGUUCUUCACUGAUAUGGCGAAUGGUCUUCGUGAAGGUGACGUAUCUACCUCUAAGUUAGCCACCACUAGAGCCUUGCCGCCGAGGCCACGUGUGCACGCUCCUCAAAUGUCUCUUGAUUGCGUCCACUUCGCGCCACCCAAGGAUAUUAAUGUGGAGCUGGUCCACAAUAGUGAUUUCCUCCUGGUUCAAUUGCAUUUUCCGGGCAUUGGGAAUUCGCCAUCAUCACUAACUCCACAAAAUGCGCGUGGAAAAAGUCGUCUGUUUUCCUGUUUCAUUUCGUCCAAAAGUCACGUUCCCACUCACGAAUCCACAUGGAUGAAGUUGGUCGACGAGAAGACGCCUUCAACAGUCAUGCGUUCUGGUGAAUGGGUUCCCAUACAGCCGGGAAUGAAACAUGUCAACGGUGAGAUGUGGCUUCGAAUAUUCAGGCGACGAGUUAGUAUAAUGAUGAUUCCUCCGAAACAGGAAAAGGAUGUGAUGCGGGUAGACCCAAAGACCUCUGUUCUACAAGGUCCUCCGGUCACCCGUUAUUACUAUUGGGAUUCAGGUCAGCUGAACAGAGCUUUAAACCCUCGCAGGAGCGAAAUCCUUGUUAAGCAUGACCACGUCUUCCUUCGUCUGGCGUGUAGUGGAGAGUUGUGGACAGAGGAGGAUGUAAAGGGGCUUCAGAAAGUCUUCCAAAACGAGGAGGCAGAAAUGGGCUCGAAAGUAGCUUCUAAUGUUCAAGUAAAGCAUGAAUCAAAUUCUGAAGACACCCCUUUUUUGGCAACUUCCAAUCAGGAAUGCAAUCGAAAAUAUUGUCUAGGGGGUGAUGUAAAUCCUUGUAAAAAUAACGCAGCCUUCGUAUCACUGACUGCUGAAGAAAGGCAGGCGGAAGGGGAAGAAGGGAGGAUGGAAUCAGAGAGUAAAAUCGACAGGGAGGAAAAAGACCUUAUACCGAAGUUGACGGAAAAUAAUAAAGUUACCAGUGAACGCUCGUCGUUUAUAGAUACCGAAACUCAUCCAUUGGAACGACCUGAUUUAAAUGACGUAGUUCAAAAUGGGACUUCGGGGGAGACAGUCUCACUUAAGACCGAUAUGGAUGGAGAUUCUCAAGAGGUACAGCACUCCGACACAUUGGUGGAAGAAAAGGCUGUGGACGAGAGUGAGGGGAGUAAACAAAAGGCAGAGAAUCCUAGGAGCAUCGAGAGAGCAACUAGUUGCACGGAUCUCCGCAAGGUAGUGGAUGCUGCCACUGCCACCACUACGGAAAGGGGAAUAAAGUGUGGUGGUGUCGGUAGUGAUGGUGAACGCUGCCACUACUGUGUGGGUGUGCGAGACCAAGUGGGAAAGGCGGAGUUUUGUGCACUACAGGCACGUGUCGAAGCCAUGGACAAGGAGGAAUGGGGUCGAGUCCUCGAUAUUAUCAUCGGAAAAAGUAAUGGCAGGGGUAGAGGUUUCAUCCACCAGCAACCUCUCAAUCGUUGUCGUAAAGAUGUCAGCAAAGUUACCAACGAAAAGAAAUGA
This is a messenger RNA of Echinococcus granulosus, 3084 nucleotides long. RefSeq names its product Glycylpeptide N-tetradecanoyltransferase. Gene Ontology annotation, biological process: N-terminal peptidyl-glycine N-myristoylation. Gene Ontology annotation, cellular component: cytoplasm. The transcript has 14 exons. The coding region runs from base 1 to 3084 and encodes 1027 amino acids. Lineage: Eukaryota; Metazoa; Platyhelminthes; Cestoda; Cyclophyllidea; Taeniidae. The record is from RefSeq and is a predicted model, not a curated record. Gene Ontology annotation, molecular function: glycylpeptide N-tetradecanoyltransferase activity.